AUGUUUGGAUCGCUGCUAGUGGGUAUUGUUUCGCUACUGGGCGUGGUGUAUGCCUUCCUGGUGUCCACCUUUGGGCACUGGCGCCGGCGUGGUGUUCUGGAGCCGCGUGCCCUGCCGCUUCUGGGCUCCUUUCCCAAUAUCAUCUGGCCAAGGCAGCACUUUACCAUGGAUAUGCGUGAUCUUUACAUGCAAUACCGGGACAAGGAGAGUUACCUGGGUUGCUAUCUGCUGCGUUCCCCCAAGCUGCUUGUUUUGGAGCCGCGGCUCAUCUGCGAGAUCUUUGUUAGCGCCUUUCGUCAUUUCGAGGACAAUGACGCCUCCCAGAUGGUGGACACCUCCAAGGAUCGACUGAUCGCUCUCAAUCCCUUUGUGCUGGAGGGCGAUGAGUGGCGUCGCCAACGGGCAAUAUUCUCCACAUUGCUGACCAACGGACGCAUCCGCACCACACAUGCCAUCAUGCAGCGCGUCUGCCAGGAUCUCUGUGACUUCAUCCUGCGAAAGGCGCCCAGCGGCGAGGAUCUGGAUGCAGUGGAUCUCGGUUUGCGCUUUACGGGUGAAUCCCUUUUCGACUGCGUCCUGGGCAUCCAGGCGCGCACCUUCACCGAUAGUCCUUUGCCGGUGAUGCAGCAUAACCAGGAAAUGUCUGCCGAGAACCGGGGUCUGGCCAUUGCCGGCGCCGUUUGUGGCCUGUUUCCGAACCUGCCACGCCGCCUCCGUCCCAAGGUCUUCCCAUGCUCCUUCGAUCGUUUCUUUGGCGACAUGAUCAGCAAGGCUCUGCGGCUGCGUCGUGCCCAUCGGCAGGAGCGGAAUGACUUCAUCAAUCAUCUGCUGGAGAUGCAGCGGGAGCAUAGCCUCAGCGAGGAGGACAUGGCCUCCCAUGCCAUGACCUUCAUGUUCGAUGGAUUGGACACCACCUCCAACAGCAUUGCACACUGUCUGCUGCUGUUGGGACGAUAUCCGGAGUGCCAGCAGCGGCUGUUCGAGGAACUGCAGCAGGCGUGUGCCGGGAGACAGCUGCCAGAUCUGGAUGCGCUCAUCGAUCUGCCUUACCUGAGUGCCUGCUUUGAUGAAAGUAUGCGCAUCUAUCCAGCCGCCGGCUGGGCCUCGAAGAUCUGCACCCGGGAGUACGAGCUGCGAGGCAGUCAUCAUGGCGAACCCCUUAAGGUGCGACCCGGUGACAAGCUGAUGAUUCCCGUGUAUGCUCUGCAUCACGAUCCGGACUACUAUCCGGAGCCGGAGGUAUUCCGACCGGAGCGGUUUCUGGACGGCGGCUUGAAGAGUUACAAGCAGCAGGGUGUGUUCUUUGCCUUCGGCAAUGGGCCGAGGCAGUGCGUCGGCAUGCGUCUGGGCCUGGCCCUGGCCAAGGCCGCUCUAGCGGCCAUUGUGCAGCGCUUCCAGGUGCUGGUCAGUACGCGUACCUUGCCGGGCAUCGAGCUGGAUCCGCACAUCUUCGUGGGUGUCCACAAGGGCGGCAUCUGGUUGCAGUUUGUCGAAAGGUAGAAGGGGUAUUAGGGCAUAGGCCUAAUAUAUGUAUGUGUAUAUACUUUCCCAAUUCGAGGUCGACCUUUGUCAGUGGGGAGAUUCAAUAAAAAAUUAGAGUGGGUCUGGGCUACACGACUGCAUUCAGCGAUCAGCAUUCAUUUGGGGAAUUAUGUCAUCGUUCGGUGUCCAAACAGUGGAGAUUCAUCAAUGGGACACCGAAGACGCCGCAAAUGCACUCAUACGGCGUACAC
Molecule: messenger RNA, 1733 nt
Organism: Drosophila serrata
Lineage: Eukaryota; Metazoa; Arthropoda; Insecta; Diptera; Drosophilidae
Gene: Cyp28c1
Product: Cytochrome P450 28c1
Molecular function (GO): iron ion binding; monooxygenase activity; heme binding
Source: RefSeq, a predicted model, not a curated record